CUUGUCUUCUUAAAUAUUAUGAGAGCGAAUUUUUCGUCUCAAUUGUACGUCUACGGUGAAUGAUAAAUUCUAAUUGAAAAUGACCGGAACGGAGCUCGUUACCACCGUAGAUCCGCACCUUAUUCCUGGAUACGCCGGAUUUUGUCCCCAGUAUCGUUACAGGUGUGGCGAAACCUACGGAAGCCAGACGCACAAGCUUUUGCUAGAUCCGACGAUAAAUCAUGCCGAAACCCUUAUUCUUUCAAACCGUACCACCGACGAAUACCAGGUCACGCGGCCUGCGAAAGAUGACAUCGACAUUGUCAAUGCGAGGUUUAAAAAUGGCACCCCAGUCUAUGUUCAUCCAAUAACACCUGGCUACGAAGGGUUUACGCCAGGUCUAAACGCGAGUCAUGGCCAAAGAUAUACCGUGACAGCUACAGAGGGUAUUGCCGAAUUGAAGCGUCAAGAGAUACAGAACAAGGAAGUUCUUAAUCAACUCCAGAAGGUUGUCGCGGUGCAGAGCGGACGCGGGGAGCCGCGUAAUCUCGAAGAACGUUUGUUACUCGAAAGUCAGUUUAAACUGCCUAUGCUGUCUGUCCGUCCCGAUUGUGUCGGUGUAAUGAGGAAUUUACCGGUCGACGAACAAUGCGAAAGACCCAGAGACCAUGCACCUUCACCGUAUUUCAUGAAUAACGAUAAUCCUGGGAAGUUCUUUGUAAAUGGAUACUCGGGACAUAUUCCCUACGGUUACGCGCACUUCGGCGCUACGAAUUCAGUGAUGACGAACAGUGCACUUUGCGAUUUUACCUCGAAUUACAGACGAAGACAGAGCACCGAAUGGGCACCGGUUACCAUUUCUCGGCCGGAUCCACCCCUCCUCAUACAACCGACUGAAAUUUAUCACAAGCACGUUGGAAUGAUUCCAAACUACCAGGGACACGUUCCUGGAGAAUCAUUCAGAUUUGGAAAAACAUUCGGAGCAGACACCAGAGACGCGAAGAGAUGGCUGAGAGGAGAUUUUGCGGUUUAAGAAGCAUCCGGUCAUUAUUGCUGAUUGAAAAUGAGGGAAAGAGGACAAUAAACGUUUUUAAAGAG
Messenger RNA from Diprion similis, 1077 nucleotides. Its product is annotated as UPF0605 protein CG18335-like. The coding region runs from base 80 to 1012 and encodes 310 amino acids. The record is from RefSeq and is a predicted model, not a curated record. The transcript has 7 exons. Lineage: Eukaryota; Metazoa; Arthropoda; Insecta; Hymenoptera; Diprionidae.